Molecule: messenger RNA, 1050 nt
Organism: Williopsis jadinii
Lineage: Eukaryota; Fungi; Ascomycota; Saccharomycetes; Phaffomycetales; Wickerhamomycetaceae
Gene: IST1
Product: Ist1p
Exons: 3
Coding region: 71-979 (302 amino acids)
Biological process (GO): protein transport
Source: RefSeq, a predicted model, not a curated record
CAAACAAUCACCAACAUUAAAGCUUUUAGAGGAAGAACAGGGGAAAGAGUGCUCAAUCCGGCAAUCAACAAUGGCACCUACAAUUUCACCUCAGGGACGCCUGAAAGUAUCGCUGAAGAUGGCUAUCAGUCGCUUGAGGUUUGCUCAGACGAAGAAGACCGCAUUGGCCAAGCAACAGAGGAGACAGAUGGCUGAGCUGCUGGCUCUAGGUAAAGAGGAGAGUGCCAAAAUUCGUGUCGAGAACAUCAUUAGAGAUGACAUAUACAUUGAGCUCAUGGAGAUGCUAGAGCUCUACUGCGAGUUGUUAUUGGCAAGAAUUGGAUUACUGGAUCAAAAGGAGUGCGACCCUGGUCUUGUGGAGGCAGUCAAGACUAUCAUCUACGCUGCUCCGCACACUGAUAUUAAGGAAUUGGUUCUGAUUAGAGAGAUCCUCGUGCACAAGUUUGGGCCUGAAUUCACACACUCUGCCAUGUCCAAUGAGGAUAAAAUCAUUCCAGAGAAGAUCGUCAAGCGUACAAUUGUUGAAGCUCCGUCCCAAGAGCUGGUUUCAUUGUACUUGAAAGAGAUCGCCAGGGCCUAUGACGUUCCAUUUAGCGAGCUGGAUGAUGAGGACGAUUUAGAGAACAAGGACUACGACGGUGACGAUGGCUAUGACGAUGAUGAUGAUGAUGGCGAAGGUGGAAAGCCAAUUGUUGUGGAGGAACCAAUUGCUGAAUUCAAUGACCUUGGAGCUACACCUAGAAAGCUCUCCACCACCAGUGGGCUAUCAGAUCUCGAUGAGAAGCAGCACUCGCCAAUCCACGUGCGACCACCAGCUGGUACCAGCGAUAAUCCUCAUCCAACCGUCAAGAUCCCAGAUGACCUACAGAAAGCCGUUGGGAAGAAAAAGGCCAAGCGUGCGAGUGAUGCCGGGCUAAAGAAGAAGGAAGAUGAUGAUUUGGAUGCCCUGAGAAGAAGAUUUGCAGCACUCAAACGAUGAUUGGCUUAGUUGUAUAUACGCGUAUAUAUAUCAACGCAGCUAAAAUACGUUGUAAAGAACACAGCCUUAUA